UGCGGGGGGUGGUGCCCUCCCCAAGCUGGAAAGCUCUAAUUGCUUCUGCUGUUGGGGGGGGGUGCAGCUUUUUGUCAAUCUUGUUUGUUUACGCCUUUGUGCAUGGCCAGAGUUGGCUCUACAGCAACGCGGAGUCACGCAGAUAUGGUCUGCAACCUGUUAAUUUCAUGUCAUUCCGCUCCGACUUAGUUUGGACAGCGUGAGAGCCGAUUGAGAAAGCAAUGCGAUCGGCCAUGGUGCUUUCUGGAAGUAUCCGUAGCAUUUUGUACGCCUGAGACCCUUGGUGCCAGCGUGUGUUGUUGCCACGCGUGUUACUGUCGAGCGAUCUGCCCGAGGCAGGCUCUGUUCGAUCACAACAACCCAUCGACCGUGUUGCGAUAGCCCUGUUGGGUUUUGCGGCAGGCCGUGCCCUCGUAUUUUCCAUCGCAGCUUCUGGAUAGCAGUCAUCCGCCUGUCGCGCUGACCAUAAUGUUUGCAGCGGCCUUGUCAGAGAAGCCGCCGAUCAAAAUUGCUGUCAUGACGCUGGUCGGAAUCUCUGGGCAGGGCACGGACUUCUUGCCACUGGUGAAGCAGCUCGACAAACUCAUGGGUGAGAGAUUUGUGCUGGACCCGAUCUUCCUUGACUAUACGAAGAGCGUAGAGUCUGGGAUUGACGCCUUCACUCUGCACGCGAUGCAGGUCUUGCACGCGCGGGUUGAUCUGUUCGACCCCCGGGCUCGGUACAUCCUGCUCGCGCACUCCGCUGGCGGUGCCGUGCUCUCUCGUCUGCUGGACCUGCUGAUGAACGGCGAGGACCGGGUCUUGGGCCAAGGGAGCGAAUCUGCGAUGCUCACAGGACAGCUAGACUCCUACCUCACCAGGCAUCCACUGAAACAGUGCGAGGCAACCCACCAUGGCAAGAAUUUCACUCGGCCGGCGGCGGUUGUCGCGAUGGAGCCGAGUUUGCUGUUCUUCGACGUGACCGAGAGGCAAUAUUCCUCUCGACAUCGCCGAUGCGUUGGAAAAGGGUCAGGUUCAGGAGGUCGGGGAUUUGCAAGGAAUCGAAGAGCACUCUGAAGAUAAAUUGCCUGGCCACUUCAGUACCGUUGGCAAUUGGGCAGCUGACCUCGCGUCGCUGGUUGAAGCGCCCAAGGACGCAGGUUGGAUUACGGAUGCCAUCGAGCACAAGGGAUGGACAUGGAACAUGUUUCGAGAGUUGUGCGCAGGUCUUGUCCAUUGGUGCACAGAGGCGAACCCGCAAGCUAAACUCGUCGCCCAGUAUAUCAAAGAAGGUGGCAGCUUCACUUAUGUGGCCGGCACGGAGACGGACAGUACAUUUCGGGCCUAUAUGGUUAAAGUUGUGCUGGAGAAAGAGUACGGGUUGAAGGCGAUUGAAACUACUGGAAAAGGUGGCGUCAAGGAUCUCAAAGGUCGAGGAGAGUAUUAUCGAAGACGCCUGCGGCGAAUCAACGCCGCCCCCUGCCUCUUUGGAGGUGCCUAUGUGGUC
Prorocentrum cordatum is the source of this 1486-nucleotide messenger RNA. The record is from the annotation of a GenBank genome assembly. NCBI's taxonomy places the organism in Eukaryota, Dinophyceae, Prorocentrales, Prorocentraceae.